Acanthamoeba castellanii str. Neff is the source of this 708-nucleotide messenger RNA. Its product is annotated as K+ channel tetramerization subfamily protein. Gene Ontology annotation, cellular component: cytoplasm; Cul3-RING ubiquitin ligase complex. Lineage: Eukaryota; Discosea; Longamoebia; Acanthamoebidae. Gene Ontology annotation, molecular function: cullin family protein binding. Gene Ontology annotation, biological process: protein homooligomerization; proteasome-mediated ubiquitin-dependent protein catabolic process. Bases 1 to 708 code for a protein of 235 amino acids. The record is from RefSeq and is a predicted model, not a curated record. The transcript is spliced from 8 exons.
AUGCCGUGGUUCCUUCCCCUCUUGUGGAAGGCUGCCGUCGCCUUCCCGGUUGCCAUCAAGACCAUAGAUGUGGCUCUGAAGGGCGGCCAAUUCUAUGCCAACUGGGCCAAGAGCCGCCAGGUGCUGCAAACGGAUUGGGUGACACUCAACAUUGGUGGUGCUCUCUUCAAGACAACCAAGAAGACGCUGCUGGCCGAUUCGUCGUCGCUGUUUUACGACAUCCUGGGCGAGAAGAACCCGGCCAAGGAGGACGUGCUCAAGGCCAUGAAGGGCAAGCCCGGCAUCACCUCCACCUUCAUCUUCACACGAACGAAGCUCAAGAAUGGCAAAGAGAGGAAGACGCUGCGCCUAAUCGAUCAUCAGGUGGAGAGGGCGGAGAUGGAGAAGCAGAAGAACAUCCUCACGCUCAAGUCCCUCUCGUGGAAGGUCGAAAAGAAGGACGGCCUCAUCACCGUCAACCUCGAUCGGGACCCGCACUACUUCAAGCCGGUGCUCAACUUCCUGCGGUACGGCAACCUGUUCGCCGACGCGGGGAUCGACCUCAAGGGCAUCCUCGAAGAAGCCAAGUUCUUCCAGGUCGAUACGCUUGUCAAGAUGCUCCACAAACGUGGCGUGUGGGAUGAGGACAACAAGUACUUCAAGGAGGGCAAGGAGGUGACGGACGCCAUGCCGGGCGUUCACGCUGAGGCCGACACCACCAAACCAUGA